Molecule: messenger RNA, 3967 nt
Organism: Myzus persicae (green peach aphid)
Lineage: Eukaryota; Metazoa; Arthropoda; Insecta; Hemiptera; Aphididae
Product: hornerin
Exons: 10
Coding region: 163-3345 (1060 amino acids)
Biological process (GO): proteolysis
Molecular function (GO): serine-type endopeptidase activity
Source: RefSeq, a predicted model, not a curated record
CAGUCUGUGAUCGUUGGAGAAAGUAUAUUACGGCCGUCCAAGUGAAGAGACUUAAACACUGUUGAACUUGCGUCUCUGUCGUAUCUGUAUUCUGGCACAAACGUCACAACAACGCAUUGGAUAUACUGAUAAAGUUUAACAACGGCAAAAAUCAACAACACAAUGAGAUUUUUGGCAACGGGCUCGUUCCUGUUGGUCGCGCUCGUCGUGCAUGCCUCGACUGCGGAGGAAUGGUCGUGGGGAAAUGACAAGACAAAAACCAAGGAGCCGAGCGUUAAGUCCUCGGACUCCAUUGUAGCCACGGACCGCGAAGCCAAGUCGAUAGACUCGUAUUCGGCGGCCAAUGACGACGGCAGCCAGGAGGGUGAAAUCUCAUCCGCCAACGGCACGGACGCACAUCCCAGGCAUCUCAUCAGAGACAGACUGUGCGGCUUGGGUCUUAUGGAGUGUGACGAUGACGAGUUGGUGGAACCCAAACGCUACAUCGGUCCUCAGGAUCUAAUUUACGCACAGCCCGUGUCACUGAAACCCGUCGGACGUCCCAUUGCCGCCAUACCGAUCAAGUCGACUGGAUCACCGCUGUCAUCCGUUGGAUACGGUCCACCACGUCCUGUCCCGUAUCCGUCUGGAAGUUCGUCGUACGGCAGCGGCCCAUCGUCGUCGUUCGGUAGCGGUGGCCCAUCGUCGUACGGUAACGGCCCACCGUCGUCAUACGGCAGCGGCGGUCCGUCUUCGUUCGGCAACGGUCCACCCAUACGCAACCGGCCCGGCCCGGUAUACGGCAUCAGCAGCCGACCGCCACAGGUAUUCGAGUCCGAGGCCGCGGAGUCGUACCGGCCCAAGCAGCCAAUCUUAGGAGGAGUUCCAUCCGUGGCCCUGCCAGCCGGUGGCCUACAACAGCACGUCCACCAUCACUACCAUCAUGGUGACGGCGCGGACGGCAUCAAGGCCGCAUCGGCCGUCGUCGACUCAGGAUUUGGUCCGAUCAGCGGCCCAAUCGGUGGCCCACUCUACGGAGGCGGCGACGGUCCUCAGUCGUUGUACGGACAGAGCAGCAGCUUGUCCAACAGCUACGGAGGCAGCUUCGACAACUACGAGACUCCGGGUGGUCCACUUUACAAAAAACAGCUCAACAUAAAUGCACCGCCGCAGUCAAAUUCGCUGACCGGACCUUACGCCGGCGACCGGUAUCCGUCCUACGAGACUCCGAGGGCUGACAACUACGGGUGUUAUUGCGUGCCGUACGACCAAUGUUUGCCGCAUGAAGUGGCCCGCAAGGAGGACGGCAUCGCGGGCAUCGACCCCAGGAACCUACACCAACAAGGCAAGACCGACAUUGAGGCCAUCGGGCUGGACGAGGUGGUAGUCACUGACGGCAACGGUACCAUUGUUUCGCACCACAAACCGACAGCGGAUGUGGCCACCGACAAGAACGCCAAGGCGCGCCGGCGCAGGGACGCCCCACAGAGCAAACAAGACGCUGAACCGCGAAAAUUCGGGGGUCUUCUCGGGGGCAGUUCAGGAGGAGGCGGCGGAGCCGUAAACGAGGACUCUUCUGACGACACCGGAAGUUCCGGCGUCAAAGUCCGACCCACGUUUGGAGUAUCUUUUGGACUACCCUCCGGCGGCGGUGGCGGCUACCCAAUUAGCCCCUAUGGUCCCAAUCCCUCAGUGAACCCGUACGGCAAUUCCCUUGGGGGUGGUAAUGGUCUUAACUUGGGCUUGGUCAGCGUAAACCCACUAUUGUCGUUGCAAGUAAGCAAAGACGAGUACGGCGAGAAAAUAGUCAAGCCCUGGGUGAACUUACACGUGACACCCAACGCAGGCUUGGUGCACAAGGUCGGCGAUAUCGUACACAAGCUCAAGUCACCGCACUACGGCGGGGGUUAUGGGCACGAGUACCCCCCUUCAUACCUUCACCAGCAUAACCAUUACCAUGUGCCGCCUCCACCUUCACUACCUCCGUACCAUCACGGCGGCCCUUCGUAUUACGGCCCAUCAAAACCAUUCUACUACUCCAAGCCAUCGUUCGGUGGUGGAUACGGAGGAGGCGAAUAUGGCAGUGGUUACGGAAAUGGGGGUGGUUACGGGAGUGGCGGCUAUAACGGCGGUUAUAGCAACGGCGGUUAUGCACCCGAAUACCACUCGUACAGAGAGGAGGAAUACGAUGACCACAGCAAUUACGGUGCAUCAGCGGCCGGUGAUUAUUACGGCCAACAGCCCGACGAUUUCGAUUCAGAUUCAUACUAUAGGAGUUCCAACGUAACUGGUAGUGGUAACAGUGGUAGUAACAACGGUGGUUACAAUAGCCAUGACGAACCGUCGUCGUUCGGCGCCGCGGGUAGUCCAAAAGUAGCUUUCCCCAACGACCGUCAGUCCACGGGGUCCAUUAAGUUCGUAGGUGGCAGCCAACGAAGCAAAAGAGAUGUGGAAGAGCGUCAGUCAUCGUAUUCGGCUAGUGGCCGUUGCGGACCCAGACAAGUUUGCUGCAGACGACCACCCGCACCCAUCCACUCGGGUUCGUCUUCCAACUACGUCAGCACCGGACAAUGCGGUAAGAGGAACACUCACGGAAUCACCGGAAGGAUCAAGACGCCUGCGUACGUGGACGGAGACAGCGAGUUUGGUGAAUACCCAUGGCAAGUAGCCAUUCUCAAGAAAGACCCUCAGGAGAGUGUAUACGUCUGCGGCGGUACCCUGAUCGAUUCGUUGCACGUGCUCACUGCCGCCCACUGCGUCAAGACUUACCAAGAACAAGACUUGCGUGUCCGCCUGGGCGAAUGGGACGUAAACCACGACGUGGAAUUCUACCCGUACGUAGAAACGGACGUGGUCAGUAUGGUCAUCCACCGUGAGUUCUACGCUGGCACGUUGUACAACGACUUGGCCAUACUCCGAAUGGACAAGCCCGUUGACUUUUCCCGGAACCCACACAUUAGCCCAGCCUGCUUGCCGGACGCGUUCUCUGACUUCACUGGACAACGGUGCUGGACGACCGGCUGGGGCAAGGACGCAUUUGGAGAUUACGGAAAAUACCAGAACAUCCUCAAGGAAGUGGACGUUCCAGUGAUUUCUAACCGCCAGUGCGAAACGCAAUUGCAGCAGACCCGUCUUGGAUACGACUUCAAGUUGCACAACGGUUUCUUAUGCGCAGGCGGCGAAGAAGGAAAAGACGCGUGCAAGGGUGACGGCGGUGGUCCAUUGGUCUGCGAGCGCGCUGGUUCGUGGUAUUUGGUCGGAAUCGUCAGCUGGGGUGUGGGAUGCGGUCAACCCGGCGUGCCCGGCGUCUAUGUCAAGGUGGCUCACUACUUGGACUGGAUCAGACAAAUCACCAACAAAUACUAGAAUGAAAGAUGAAUCCGAGUGGAUAAUUAUUUUUAUUUUUUAAAUUAUUUAUUUUAAAUGUAUAUUAGUAUACUUACUAUAUUUUUUUGGAAUUGUAUCGUGGUGGACAAAGAAAUUUGAUUUUUUUUUGAACCCAUGUUAGAUAUUUUACUCUAUUAAUAUUUAUUGAUUGUAUGUAGAAAGAUUCCUGUAUAAUAUGCACGCCGUAAGUGCGUAUUGCGUGAUAUUGUAUUGUAUAUUGUAUUUGUAGUUUGUUUCAAACGACAUACAUUCGUAUACUCGACAAGGUCGAAAAGACUGAUAGGGUUGUUUUUAGGACUUAAACGGAGGAAUCUGAAAUUCUCGAUAGAUAAAAUAAAACACAAAUUCAUUUCAUUUCAUUUCAUUCAAAAACAUAACUAAGUAUUUAUCGUAUGUUUUCUAUGGUCAAGUAUAUUAUACUCAUGAGUGCUACUAUAAUAAUAUGUUACCAUUUUGAUAUUUCUAUAUUAUAUUAUUAUUUCACCACUUAAAACUAUGUAAGUAUUGUGCCACAGUGGUAGAAUAUAGAUAGGUAAUUAUGUAUCUGUCUUUACUCUAAUUAUGUACCAAUAGUGUUAAAAACCUUAAAUAUUAAUUUUAA